AUGCCGAGUCGCGCCGCCUCCGUUUCCAAGCAGGCUCAGGUCCUGGGCAGGACGGCCACGAUCCGCAGCGUGCCCAGUUUCGAGGGAUCCGAGACGAGCCCCGAGAGCAACGGGCUGUCCAGCAGCGUCACCAGCAGGGCUAGCGGACUGUCCACCGUGGCGUCCAACGGGACCAUCGAGGAGGCGCCAUCCCCGAAACCCAAUCUCGACACCACCGUCCCUGAGGUGCCUGAGCCUGAGGCCCCCAUCGAAGUCGUCGGUCCCAUACCAAGAGUCAUAACUCCAGCACCGCCAGAAGAGAACGGCGGCUUGGGAGACGGAGAUCUCGACAACCAGGACAGCGCGCAAUGGGAUUCGACAAUUGGCAAGGCCGGUCUGGGGAAGACGGGUCGAGUCAUCAACAAGCUCGUCAGCGACAAUGACGCCCUGAAGCGCGAGAUCAAGAUUGAGAAGCUGCGCGCGGAAGAGGCCAAGCAGGCGGCCAAGCUGGUCGAGGACAAGAUGGAGCGCAUGGUCAGCGACUACGAAAGCCGACUGCUGGAAGCAAACGUCACCAAGACGCUGCUGGCGAGAAAAGAACGCCAGGUCGAAACCCUCAUGGCUACGGUCGACAUGGAGAAGAAAAAGGCCGUGGUGGCUCAAGAGCUGGAGCGCAACUGGAGGGACGAAAUGGAAAAAGCCAAGCGCGACGCCAAAACGCAGGCCGACGACGCAACAAGCUACGCGCAGCUGAUGGAAGGCCGGUACAACGCCAUCUCCUCCCAUUGGCGCGACCAGGGCGACGAGGUCAACAAGGCCAUUGCCACGAUCAAGACCGAAAUCACCACCAUCGUUGACGAGCGCAAGUCGGACGACGAUAAGAUCCAGACACUGCGAGACUUGUGCGAGCAGCAGGACAGCAACAUCCAGAAGCUGAGGCGCGAAAAGGAAGACAUUGCACGCUUGUUUGAGGAGUACAAGAAGGCGCAGGAGGAGAAUCUCAAGGACAUCAAGGAGAACGCCAGGAAGACGGAAGCCGAGCAGAAGAGAAUACUGGAAGAGUCUAGGGAGACGCUGGACAAGCUGAGAUGGGCGCUAAACGUCAAGGCGAACGUCAAAGGCGCUGAGUGA
This is a messenger RNA of Trichoderma aggressivum f. europaeum, 1110 nucleotides long. RefSeq lists its product as uncharacterized. Bases 1 to 1110 code for a protein of 369 amino acids. NCBI's taxonomy places the organism in Eukaryota, Fungi, Ascomycota, Sordariomycetes, Hypocreales, Hypocreaceae. The transcript has a single exon. The record is from RefSeq and is a predicted model, not a curated record.